AUGCAGUUGUUCGUGAAAACCCACGACGGAACUCAGAGUCUUUGCUUUGAGUCAACUCAGAUGCAAAUCGGAGAGUUGAAAGAGGAAAUUGCCUCAAGACUCUCCAUUCAAAGCCAAUAUUUUUAUCUCACUCAUCAAGGUCGUUGUUUGAAUGAGUUGAGCACGGCCGAAGAGUCCGGGCUUCACAAUGGAUCAUCCAUUCAUUUGAUCCCUCGUUUGCCUGGAGGAGGAAAUCGAGAAUGGAUGAGCAUGAAGGACAAGGAACUCGCUUUCAAGCAUAACGUCGACAAAAUGGUCUGUCGCCGUUGCUAUGCUCGUCUUCCCCCAAAAGCCACUCAAUGUCGAAAGAAAGAUUGUCGAUCGACUGAUAUACGAAAGAAGAGCAAUAAUCCGAAUAAG
Mesorhabditis belari is the source of this 399-nucleotide messenger RNA. The record is from the annotation of a GenBank genome assembly. Lineage: Eukaryota; Metazoa; Nematoda; Chromadorea; Rhabditida; Rhabditidae.